AUGCAAAGCAAGACUUCACUGAAGGAUGACAUCCUUAAACUGAUGGAUAAUUUGGAAGUCAAAGGAGGAAGUACAGAUGCUGCAAUUGAAAAUGACGGUCCAAGAGUAGAUAAUACAUCACGCACGGAACUGUUCCGACUAGCAUCACGAUAUUAUAACGAUCCUGAACGUAAUCUGGUGAAUUUUCCUAGAAUGGUGAAGUCAGAAGACCCACCUAAAACUAGCUAUUUUUCCGUACUCAAAGAGUGGUUUGAAUUAUUUUACGAAAAGACUGGAAUCACAGGUCCAUACGUUCUUGCUGCUGGUAUUACGACUUUUCUAUUAAGUAAGGAAAUAUGGGUAGUCGACCAUGAGUUCCCAUAUGUGUUAGCUACAAUCGGAGUAUUUUAUGUCGGUUGGAAAAAAUUCGGAGCAUCUUUGGCGAGCUCCAUCGAUAGAGAAAUUGACGAAUAUGAAGCGUCUUGUAGUUCCAGUCGAAUAGGUGAGAUCGACAGUUUAAGGAAAACGGUUGAACAUCAAAAAAUAGAAGUGUGGAGAACUGAAGCACAAACCCAAACAAUUCGAGCUAAACGAGAGAACGUAGCUAUUCAGUUGGAAGCUGCGUAUCGUGGACGGCUCAUUCGAGCGUACAACCAGGUAAAAAGACGUUUGGAUUAUCAAGUGGAUUUAGCUAAUCUGACACGCACGGUACAACAUAAAUUUAUGGUAAAGUGGAUCGUAGACAAUGUAAAGUCUAGUAUUAAUGAAAAUGACAACUUCAAAAAAUGUAUUAAAGAUCUGCAAAUAUUAGCUGCAAAAGAAAAAUAA
This is a messenger RNA of Acyrthosiphon pisum (pea aphid), 807 nucleotides long. Its product is annotated as ATP synthase subunit b, mitochondrial-like. The transcript is spliced from 5 exons. The record is from RefSeq and is a predicted model, not a curated record. Gene Ontology annotation, biological process: proton motive force-driven ATP synthesis. Gene Ontology annotation, molecular function: proton-transporting ATP synthase activity, rotational mechanism. NCBI's taxonomy places the organism in Eukaryota, Metazoa, Arthropoda, Insecta, Hemiptera, Aphididae. Bases 1 to 807 code for a protein of 268 amino acids.